Molecule: messenger RNA, 663 nt
Organism: Angiostrongylus costaricensis
Lineage: Eukaryota; Metazoa; Nematoda; Chromadorea; Rhabditida; Metastrongylidae
Source: the annotation of a GenBank genome assembly
CUGAUAGCGAAGUUCAACGUGUGCGUCCGCGAGUAUCGUACGCAGUGCCUUCGUCACGUCACCAUCGGUCUCAUCGACUCGUCCUAUGGCUACUUGUGCAACGAGGGAUACAACAGUGAGUCCGACUCAGUUCAGAACUCAGCAUUCAUGGAGUCAGCCGAAUGUCUGAUGGAGUUGGACCGCAAGUCGACGGUGAAACAAUGCCAUGAUGAGACGCUACUCGAAAUAGAAACGGCUAACGUCGAAGCCAACAUCGCCAUGGAGGUCAAACUUGAUCGGAUGUGUAGGGCGCUCAACUUCUUCUCUGGUUGCGUAAAGGCACCAAUCAAGCAGGAAUGCGGGCUGUCAGCUUGGCGUGUCAUAUAUAGAGUCCUCAAGGACACCACACACACCCUCAUGCCAGGAUGUCAGUUUACUGGUUCUUCCACCAAACUCGUAGCAAACGAUACCAUAGCUACAAGCCAUGCCCAUUCAACUACCUAUCUUACGACAACUACGACAACGUCAAUGGUAGUCUUCAAGGAGCUCAGCAGUACUUUGAGCAUACCAAGUAACCCGUACAAGGUCGUGAAUAGGCAAAUCAUAAGCGAAGAGUUCUUACAAUUGAAUACUAGUCACCGGUUAGUCAUUGGCCUAGCAUUCCUGAUUGUGAUGCUUUGUUGA